UAUCUCAGGGGUGAUUCCUCAGGAAUUCUGUGAGGCUGAACUGGAAGUUGUGGCCAAUUGCAGUAGAAUUCAAUGCUGCUCGCUAGCUCAGUAGCUUGUACAAGACCAUUGCUUCAAGCCAUUAUGCAUAGACCUGUAUUCUUGUAAUUGAGUGUGGAGCCGUACGGUACUAGCUAGUGCCAGAUUUUGGAGGAUCUUACGAUCUUACUGGACCAUUGCCUCCCACCUUCAAGAGCUUUAUCCUCGGUGGCAUACCACCUUCAAGUCGCGCAUGCAAAAGUUAGUUGUCCUUUCAAGGUUCAUAGACUCGCCUCCUCCCCAGAUCGCCCUGACUGCGACUCUGCACCGCUACCGGGAUACUCCUGAGUGGACAUUGGUUUCGUUGUGGAUUCGAUUCAUGAUGGUACUUGUAGAGCUGUUUUUGUACUAUUAUUAGCUUUGAGAACGAAAGUAAAGACAAUGAAGGAUAGCAGAAAGACCAAAAGUGGAUCCAAUACCAAUGGAUCAGCUGGAGAACGAGGAGAAGAAUGGAACUCAUUGGAAGGUAGCAAUUCUGCCUGCCCCAACACAUGGGACGAAGAGCAGACUGCGGCAGACUCACCAACAGCGGCAGUGGCAAGAAUCCCCGACAGAAUCCUACUAGAUGCCGAGGACCUCAAGAUGUCUUCGACGGAUUCAACUCAACUAAUAGAUGCGGCUGGUACCUGUGCUGUCAACGAGCACGUUAAGAGGGCGGCAGGAUCUCGCAAUAUCGCCGCCCACAAAGACAAUUCGGACGCACGUUUAUUGCACGCAUUGGAACGCACCCCCAAAAGUGGCACAGAGUCGGAAGAUAAUAUGAUGCAAACGACUGGCAGUUCCUGUACCACGGACAACCAAAAGAACAGCUGUAGCCUAAAGCAGGCUCCUCUGCCCAGUGCGAUCCACAGAUCUGAAGAACGGCUUCAGGACAAAAUACUCGUUGUUAAUGAAGAGAUGUUAUCGGUCCCAAGCAACAAUGGGAUUUGGAGUGGCGUCAGUGGAGCAGAAGGCUUUCAAAUGGAUAAUAGAGGCAGCAGAAACACCAGUUUUCAUCAAGUCGGAGACUCAAUCCACCGAAAUGUGUUCCAAGAUGAGACUACUGUUGAGUUUGAGACGUGCAGAAACCUUUCCUCCUCUGAAAACCGAACGGCACGCCUUGAAUCAUCGCCUGGUGCAUUUGCGGUCGAAGGAAUAGGCAUGUCGAACCUGAUUUUCAACGAUGGAGAGGAAGAAGAGGAUCGCACUGUCAUUUGGGGGCAACCGUCGGGUACAAUGAGCUUGCGCAUUGACGAUCCUUGUGUGUCCUCUGCCUUUCUUGUGGACGACGACAGCAAGAUUAUGGAAGAAGACACAACGGCACGCACCAAUACCACCAGGCUCGGCUUCAGCAACCAAGAGUACUUCCAGCCAAACGGUGCAACAACGACAACAACCAGUUUGAGUCAAACAUAUCGCAUGGAAGAUUUGGAACCUGCAUUGGAUGUCCGACGAAUUUCGAAUCAAGACAAUGGCGGCAACAACAAUCAGCAAAGGCAUUGGCUUCUUCUUGUUAUUCUUUCCGUCUUCCUUUGCAUCGUUAUUGCGACAGGGCUUGCACUGGGGCUCGGGCAACGGCCAGAAGAAAACCAGAGUUUGACAUCCUCCAUUGAUGGCAAUAGUUUAUCUAUCUCAGGGGUGAUUCCUCAGGGAUUAUGUGAGGCUGAACUGGAAAUUGUGGCCAAUUGCAGUAGAAUCCAAUGCUGCUAGCUAGCUAGCUAGGUAAAAACAGUAACUUGACAAGAUUAAAGU
This is a messenger RNA of Seminavis robusta, 1809 nucleotides long. NCBI's taxonomy places the organism in Eukaryota, Bacillariophyta, Bacillariophyceae, Naviculales, Naviculaceae. The record is from the annotation of a GenBank genome assembly.